Anopheles maculipalpis is the source of this 1524-nucleotide messenger RNA. It is a transcript of the gene Aatf, whose product is annotated as protein Aatf. The transcript has 2 exons. The coding region runs from base 1 to 1524 and encodes 507 amino acids. Gene Ontology annotation, cellular component: nucleus; nucleolus. Lineage: Eukaryota; Metazoa; Arthropoda; Insecta; Diptera; Culicidae. Gene Ontology annotation, biological process: regulation of transcription by RNA polymerase II. The record is from RefSeq and is a predicted model, not a curated record.
AUGAAGAAAAAACUAGCCACGCUUUCGGAUAAAUUGAACAAACUUUUCGCACCGGAAGAACAGCAGCAGUCGGAAGAGUCGGGCGAUGAAACAGCGCCCAAGUUUAGUGAGUUUGAUGAAGCACCGGACGAUGCGGUCAAGGAUGCGGCUUUAAGUGAGUUCCGCAAGCGAAACAUUCGCUUUCUGGAAGAGUUUGAUCGGAAGUAUAAGGGAGCGGUUUCUUCGCGAAAUGAGACUUUCGACGAUGAAGACGAUGACGAUGGUGGAUCCGACGAGGAUGAUGAUGAUGAAGAGGAAGAAUCCGACAACAAUGAUGAGGAUGAUGACCAGCUAGAGGAGGAUAGUAAUGUGGAAGUACAUCGUAAAAAGAUUCCAAAAAGCAAAUCCAAAUCGAUUGUCUUGCUCAAGCCACCUCAAAGCGACGAUGAUGAUGAUGAGGAGGAUGAUUCCGGUGAAGAAGAUUAUGAGGAAUCAUCGGAUGACGAUCAGGAAUCCUUGGCACACUACACGCAUAGCAAUAAACAGCAACCCUCGACGCAACAGAUGACUCUAAUCAAAGAAGAAAACCGUCAGGAAACAAUCAACAAAGGUUUGGCGGUACAGAACCAACUUAAAAUUUGGGAACGUUUGCUAGAAAUGCGCAUCAAGGUGCAGCCCUGUUUGAUUGCCUCCAACAGUUUACCACCGUCGUCAUCGGUGUGCCAAAAACUCGCAUCUCAGAAUGAAGAAUUUCGGCAAAAGUCAGAACAGGCGUCACAAAUCAUUUCCGACACGAUGGAUCAAUUGCUCGAACUUCAGGAAGUUCUAAUGGGACGGUUUUCGGAGACAAAGACCCUACUGAAGAGUGGGUCGAAGCGAAAAGCAUCUUCCAAUGCGGGAUCCAAACCCAAACAGGUCACAUUGGACGAAUACGAGCAGAUUCUUGCUAGCAGGCGCAAGGACAUGGAGGAGUAUCGUAACGGCGUACUGAUGAAGUGGCACGAUCGGAUCAACAUUGCGUCAAAGAUGCGAAACAACCCAAGACAAUCAUUGUCGGUGUUGAAGAAAAUCGAAGAAAGUCUUAUUAAUCGUGAAGAACUGGUGCGUAAAACGCAACUUCACCGGGGCGGUUAUACGCUGCUAGGAAGGCAAGCCUCAUUAGCGGAAACGGCAGCGGCCAGCGAGCAGCGAGAGGAUAACCGAGACACGCAAGAGCAAACCCCAAGCUCAGUUUACGAUGGGGAAAUUUUCGAUGAUUCUGAUUUUUACCAUCAAAUGCUGCGAGAACUUAUCGAGUACAAAACUAGCACGACCGAUAGUCCGCAGGAGAUUGCUAACAAGCUGGCGGAAUUGCAGAAACUGCGCAACAAGAUGAAGAAAACCGUUGAUACGAAAGCAUCUAAGGGACGGAAAAUACGGUACGUUGUGCAUAACAAGCUGGUUAACUUUAUGGCACCCGUGCCCGAUUAUGACUGGACGGACGAGGCGAAGGAUGAGCUGUUUAGUUCGCUUUUUGGCCAAACACCUGCCACGGAAGAGCGAUAG